CGCAGCAUCUAGCCUCUCCAGAAACCCUAGCCUCCCUCCAAACCCUCGCCAUCAUCAGCGUUCAGCGGCGCGAGCGGCGGCGAGAGGGAGGAGGAGGAUGGGGCGGCCGUACGCGGUGAAGGGGCGGAAGAAGAAGCGGAAGCUCGACGACGGCGGUGCCUCCUCCCACGAGCCGCCGGUCGCGGCCAAAGAGGCGGAGGAGCUGCCGCCGCCGCAGCCGGAGCAGGAGGAGGGGGGGGAGCGGGAGGGAGACGAGGAGAAGGGGAAGGAGGAGGAGGACGAGGCGGCGGCGGAGGUGGCGGAUGGGCUACCUGUAGUGCCUCGGCCGGUGGACGGGAAGAGGCGGCCCGGCGCGAUCUUCGUGCUCGAGAGGGCCUGCCUCGAGGUUGGCAAAGUCGGCAAGACGAUGCAAAUCUUGAACUCGGAUGACCAUGCUAAUUAUUUGAGGAAGCAGAACCGCAAUCCAGCUGAUUACAGGCCCGAUAUCAUUCACCAGGCACUUCUUGCAAUAUUUGAUAGCCCUCUAACUAAAGCUGGUAGGUUGCAAGCUGUUUAUGUUAGGACUGAAAAGGGUGUAUUGUUUGAAAUCAAGCCGCAUGUCCGCAUGCCACGUACAUUUAAACGUUUCUGUGGUUUAAUGUCACAAUUAUUGCAAAAGUUGAGCAUUACAGCAGUUGGGAAGCGGGAGAAGCUUCUUAAUGUUAUUAAAAAUCCGGUCACCCGCUAUCUACCAGUUGGAGCACGGAAGAUUGGCCUUUCAUAUAGUGCUGAGAAGUCAGUCAAUUUGUUUGACUAUGUUGCCAAAUCCAGUGAUGAUGAACCCCUUGUGUUUGUGGUUGGUGCAAUGGCCCAUGGAAAGAUUGACAAGGAAUACUCAGAUGACUACAUACAAAUUUGCAACUAUCCACUCAGUGCUGCCUGCUGUUUAAAUCGAAUAUGCAGUGCUCUAGAGCAGAAGUGGAAAAUCCAGUGAGAGGAAAUUUUGAAUACAAACAGUGAAACUUUAUGUUAAAUUGUUGUGUACUGUUUGGUAUACAUUUUUGCGGCCCUCCCAUGUUGCAUCUGUUC
Molecule: messenger RNA, 1068 nt
Organism: Oryza brachyantha (malo sina)
Lineage: Eukaryota; Viridiplantae; Streptophyta; Magnoliopsida; Poales; Poaceae
Product: ribosomal RNA small subunit methyltransferase nep-1
Exons: 7
Coding region: 98-973 (291 amino acids)
Biological process (GO): rRNA base methylation
Cellular component (GO): nucleolus; small-subunit processome
Molecular function (GO): rRNA (pseudouridine) methyltransferase activity; rRNA binding
Source: RefSeq, a predicted model, not a curated record